GUUCUGUAAUAGAGGCAAAGAUGUGGGGCAAUUUAUAUAUUGUGGAAGGCAGGGUGCAAGUACAAAAAUAUGAUAGAUUGGGCAUGUUAUUUGCACUUCACAGCCUGCCUUCCAUGUUGUAAAUGACCCCCCAUAUAUCUCCUUAUUUUUUUUCUCAAUAUACACAAAACCCAUAAGUAUGUAUGUGUUCCCUUUAAUAGUAGAGUGCCUUGUAGUCUCCCCUAGUCUGGCAAACAGAACACAGGGCAACAUGCUGUAGGUGUAACCUGAAUACAGAUUCUGCUCUGGCCCCUUGUACACUAAACAUCGGCCCCAUUUCUUGCCAAAUUUUUAACAUUACCAAUUACCAGACUAUCCAUGAGUCACCCUCUCCUUUUUUUUCCUCCUCCCCAGCUGAGAAAAGAAAGGGGGAUCUGAGAGGUGUAGGCUGCACAGCCCUGUCCAUUGCAAGCAUCAAGAUUAAAACAAUAAUAAAUACAUUUACACAGGAACCUCUCUCCUCCCCCUUAUCCCUCUUUGUAAAAGUGCUGUUCUUUAAAGUUUUUUCUUCCCCUUCUUCCUUGCAGCUUGAUGGAAAUGUAGAAAGCUCUGUAGAGCUCUGUCUAAUCACAGGCAUAGGAAAAGGAAAUUGUUGUAAGUGCAUCCUCAUCUGCGCUCAUACACACACACACACAAAAGUUUCCUCUGAGCUGGAAACAGUAUUUUCAUCUCUCAUUGAACAUAUUCACCGUGGGGAGAGAAGAAGCGGAUUAAAGUCCAGAGACUUUUGGAUUAACUCUUUCUACUUGUACUCCAAUUCUAAAGUUUCGGUGAGCGCUACACACCUUUUUCAUACAGUGGCGACUUUAUUUCAAUUUUUGUUAUUUUUAUUUUCCUUUACUGGGAAUAAUACUAUCUGGCAAGAUAUUUUACUACGGUGGUAUUCCAUUCUCUGCGGAGGGGAAAGCUGGAAAUGAAGAGAGUUGUUUGCGUGUUCUUCUGCAUAUGGCUUAUCACUAUUGAUACGACAGAUCUGGUGUGUGGAUAUUCUAUGACUCCACCUACACUUAACAUCACAGAGACUGAAUUUGUCAUCAACUCAAAUGAUACAUUAACCAUCAGCUGCAGGGGACAGAGACCCCUGCAGUGGUCUUGGCCAGGGGGCUUUACAGACACAGAUACCAAGGAGAAAGACUCUAAAGUGACGAUAAAUUUCAGUGAUACACGCAGUGUGACUGAGGAGGACUGCGAGGGAAUUCCUAGCAAACCUUACUGCAAGGUGUUCCGGCUGACAGGAGCUCAGGCUAAUGACACAGGCUCUUACUGGUGCCACUACAAAUUUAUCAAUGUCAGGAUCAAAGGGACUACAGCUGCCAGCGUCCAUGUCUUUGUUAGAGAUUGGGAGCAGCCAUUUAUUAACACUCCUGGGGCACUGCUGGUAUAUAAGGAGAAAACUAGAGUCCCAUGCCUUGUGUCAAUUCCAGACCUCAAUGUUACUCUCCAUAUGCAAAGCUCAGAAAUCAUCACUCCAGAUGGAGAACGUGUUACAUGGGACAACAAGGAAGGGAUUUUGGUCCCUACUGAUUGGAUAAGAGACUCCAUUUUUUUACACUGUGAGACAGUUGUUGAAGGAAAAGUCUUUGAAUCAAACUACUUCCUUGUCCAUUUAACAGGCAGUCAGUUUUAUGGCAUGCAUCUCUACCCUAAGAAUACAGAGUUGCUAGUAGGAGAUCAGCUAAUACUGAACUGCACUGUGACGGCUGAAUUCAAUACACCAGUCAACUUUAAUUGGGAUUAUCCUGGUAAAGAGGUUAAUAGAUUUGUACACUCCGAUCGUCAGGCCCAGCAAGAUCAUACAGAGAUGUACAGCACGCUUACUGUGCCCAGUGUCAGCCUGACGGACCUCGGAACAUAUGUGUGCCAUGCAAUAAGCGAGACAUGGCAUCACAUGGAGAGCAGCGAGGUCAUUGUUCACGAAAAGCCAUUCAUCACUUUGGAGACAAAGGACAAUUCAGUCACUGAAGCCACAGCUGGAGACAAGACGGCAAAAUUGUUGAUUAAAGUUUCUGCUUACCCCCAGCCCUCAUUCCAAUGGUAUAAAGAUGGGAAGCUGAUACCUGUUGGUACCAUUUACAGCAAAUAUCGGCAGUCCCAACGCACGCUGCAGAUUAGGGACAUCACAGAGCAAGAUGCCGGCAUUUACAGACUGGUGCUGAGAAAUGAACAGGCUGACCUGGAAGAGCAAAUCAGUUUGAGACUGGUGGUGAAUGUACCCCCACAGAUCCAUGAAAAGGAGACUUCCUCGCCAAGUAUAUAUGCCCAGGGAAGUCGCCACACUCUUACUUGCACAGUGUUUGGUGUUCCAGCUCCAGCAGCUGUUCAGUGGCUCUGGAGGCCUUGGACUCCAUGCAAGAUGUAUACUCGCCGCAGUGUAACCAGACAAAGGUCUUCCCGAAGGCAUCAGCGCGACAGAAUGCCUGAGUGCAAGGACUGGAAGGAGGUGACCCAAGAGGGAGCUGUGAAUAGCAUUGAAACCAUUGAGACUUGGAGCGAGUAUGUGGAAGGACGGAACAAGACAGUAUCCAAGCUGGUGAUCCAACAAUCCAACCUCUCCAUCAUGUAUAAAUGUUCUGCUUUUAAUAAAGCUGGGCGAGACGAACGACUUAUUUACUUUUAUGUUACAACAAUCCCUGAUGGCUUCCGCAUAGAGCCACAGCCAUCAGAAGAGCCGAUAGAAGGGCAGAAUGUCAGCCUGAGUUGCCAUGCAGAUAACUACACCUAUGAGAACCUUCAGUGGUAUCGCCUCAACCUCCUAACCCUGCAUGAUGCUGAGGGGAACCCACUUGUACUAGACUGCAAAAAUGUGCAUCAAUAUGCAGCUCGCAUGGAAGGGCAAUUACAAUUCCAGACCGGUUCAAAUAGUGCUGCCCUUGUUCUCAACAUACCGAAUAUCUCUCUAGAAGAGGAGGGUGAUUAUGUUUGUGAAGUGCAGAAUCGCAAGACCCUGGAAAAACACUGCCAAAAGAAAUAUAUAUCUGUACUGGCACAGGAAGCUCCAUAUCUGCUUCAGGACUUAAGCAAUAAGAUAGUGAAUGUUAGUGAUUCCAUGUUGAUGAAAUGUCGGGCUGAUGGAACCCCUAGUCCCAGUAUCAUGUGGUACAAGGACAGCAAGUUAGUUGAAGAGGUCUCAGGAAUUGUCCUUGGAGAGAUGAAUCAGACACUAAGCAUUCAGAGGGUUCGAGAAGAGGAUGCCGGGAUGUAUCUUUGCAGGGCAUGCAAUGGAAAGGGCUGUGUAAACUCUUCUGCUAGCGUAUCUGUGGAAGGUAUAGACGAUAAGACAAAUGUUGAAAUUGUCAUUCUCAUAGGCACUGGGGUCAUUGCUGUUUUCUUCUGGAUUCUCCUUAUACUGAUUUUCUGUAACAUUAAGAGGCCCAAUCAUAGUGACAUAAAGACUGGAUAUCUCUCCAUUAUCAUGGACCCUGGUGAAGUUCCUCUAGAAGAACAGUGUGCAUAUCUUCCAUAUGACUCCACAAAGUGGGAGUUUCCUCGGGACAGGCUGAGACUUGGAAAAGUCCUGGGUCAUGGAGCAUUUGGUAAAGUGGUGGAGGCCUCUGCUUUUGGGAUCAGUAAAAGCAGUAGUUGUGAAACUGUAGCAGUGAAAAUGCUGAAAGAGGGAGCCACUGCCAGCGAGCACAAAGCGUUAAUGUCUGAACUGAAGAUUCUCAUUCACAUUGGAAACCAUCUUAACGUAGUAAACUUGCUGGGUGCAUGCACCAAAUCCAAUGGACCCUUGAUGGUGAUAGUAGAAUUUUGUAAAUAUGGGAAUCUCUCAAAUUAUUUACGGACCAAGCGAGACGGUUUCAUUCCUUACCGUGAGAGAUCGCCUCGGGCUCGCAGUGAGGUCAGAUCAGUGGUGGAAGCAGUGAUAGCUGACAGAAGGAGCAGAGAAGGAAUCAAUGAAGGAACUCUUUUUAGCAGACUCCUAAUGACUAAGAACCAGAGAACCCCAGAGUUGAAAGACUUAUGGCAGAGUCCUUUAACUAUGGAAGAUUUGAUCUGUUAUAGCUUUCAGGUGGCCCGUGGGAUGGAGUUCCUCGCAUCACGAAAGUGUAUUCACAGAGAUCUGGCAGCUCGGAAUAUCCUGCUCUCAGAGAACAAUGUGGUGAAAAUCUGUGACUUUGGUCUGGCCAGAGAUAUUUACAAAGACCCUGAUUAUGUCCGCAAAGGAAGUGCACGUCUGCCACUGAAGUGGAUGGCACCAGAGAGCAUUUUUGAUAAGUUGUAUACAACCCAGAGUGAUGUCUGGUCGUUUGGGGUACUGCUGUGGGAAAUCUUCUCACUGGGGGCUUCUCCUUACCCUGGAGUCCAAAUUAAUGAAGAGUUUUGCCAGCGGCUGAAGGAGGGAACACGUAUGCGAGCGCCAGAAUAUGCUACAGCUCAAAUUUACCGAAUCAUGCUGAGCUGCUGGCAUGGAGAUCCCAAGGAACGGCCAACAUUUAUUGACCUGGUGGAGAUCCUUGGUGACCUUCUUCAGGAAAAUGUACAACAGGAAGGAAAAGACUAUAUCCCCCUGAAUGAUUCACAAAGCUCUGAAGAUAUUGAAACUUCACAAGCCCCUAUUUACCCUCAGCAUAUCUCUGAUGAGGAAGAAUGUGACAUGAGGCUGCACUGCCAUAAUCUAGCUGUAAGAUACUAUAACUGUGUAUCAUUUCCUGGAUGUUUCACUGGGGGCAACCAAAUCCGCUGCCCUUCACAGCUCAAAACCUUUGAGGAGUUACCCAUGACAAGCAUGGCUUCUAAAAGUCACCAAGACAGUCAGACAGACAGUGGAAUGGUGCUGGCAUCGGAAGAACUGGAAAGGAUAGAAAAAGAGCACAGAACAGGAGGAGGACACAGUAAAGGGUCUCGGAGAAACAAGGAUUUACCACCACAACACUCAUCCCCAUACCACAGGAGUCAGGCUUCAUAUCCAGCUCAUACUGGGGGCCAGACAUUUUACAACAGUGAAUAUGGGGAGCUCUCAGAACUCUCAGAGGGGGAUAGUUAUACUCCCCCGGGGGGUUGUGCCAGUCCAGGGAUCAUCCAUGCAUCGUUCUUUUCAGAUGAGAACUAAGGACUUUUCAGGCAAGGAGAGGUCCUGAAUAUAUUUGUAGGACUUUCUGUACUCUUAAUAUACUCUGCAUACAACAAAUCUGAAGGGGUAACAAAACAGUUUCAACCCCCCAAAAGGCUGAGACAGAGACACUGGACUAUUCUAUUACAGCCAUUGGACAUGUGCAGAAAAGACAAGAGGAUACAGUGGACGUUAUCCCUGAAUUUGAGAAUCUUUGAAGGGGAAAAAAGUAUUUUUAGCCCAUCGCCAAUGCCCUCUGGCUACAAAAAAGGCACACAACUUAUGCAUAAAAUUAUGAUACAAAACCAUUGUUCUUAUAAGUAACUGAUCACAUACCUACUACAGGAAUUAUCUGUUUUGUUUAAAUCAUGAAAUGCAAGUUAGCAAAACCCUUGUCUCGUAUGAAAGCUCUAGAUCAUGCCCUUAUGUAGGAAAACAAUCUUUGGGAGAGAUACUUGGGAUUAUGGGAAAAAGACACAAGAAAAGGGUAAUCUUGUAAAAGUCAGAACUUACAAGCAAAGUCUACUUAUGAAAAUGUUUUGCAAGAUUAUACCUUUACCCCCUGACAUGUUCAUUUGAAAAUUACAAAUGGAAAAUAAUAAAAUAAGAUUUAACCCCUUUUAUGCUGCACUGUGAACUUGCUGCACAUAGCCUUUACAAUUUAAUAGUACUUAAAGAAAUUGUCCAGUGUAAAAAUAAAACUGGGUAAAUAGGCUGUGCAAAAUAAAACAGUUUUCUAAUAUAAUUAGCAAAAAUGUAAUAUAUAAAAGCUGGAGUGACUGGAUGUCUAACAUAAUAGCCAGAGCACUACAUGCAGCUUUCAGCUUUCUUGGUUUCCACUGAUUCGGUUACUUGAGGGGGAGGGCACAUGUGUCAUAACUGUUGCUUUUGAAUCUGAGCUGAAUGCUGAGGAUCAAUUGCAAAUUCACGGAACAGUUAUGUCCCAUGUCGCUGACUGACUUAGAAAAGCAGGUUGGGUUCUGUUUUGUUCUGUUAGACAUCCAGUCACUCCAGCCAUUAUACAUUACAUUUUUGGCUAACUAACUAUAUUAGAAUUUUUUUUAAUUUGCACAGCCUGUGUAUUUACCCAGUUUUUAUUUUUUACACUGAACUGUUCCUUUAAAAGGUUAAACAACUAAUUAAGAUCAACAUCCAUUUUAAGAAUGGCUUGAUUUUUCGGACAGACAUAAUAUCAAAGGCUAUUGUGAUACUAAGCUCUAUAGUUAGUAUAGGUAUGGGUAUAUAGAAUUUAAUUAAAAGUAGGGAGUGGUGUGUGU
Messenger RNA from Xenopus laevis (African clawed frog), 6369 nucleotides. It is a transcript of the gene flt4.S, whose product is annotated as vascular endothelial growth factor receptor 3. Gene Ontology annotation, cellular component: signaling receptor complex; cytoplasm; plasma membrane. The record is from RefSeq and is a predicted model, not a curated record. Lineage: Eukaryota; Metazoa; Chordata; Amphibia; Anura; Pipidae. The coding region runs from base 953 to 5092 and encodes 1379 amino acids. Gene Ontology annotation, biological process: cell surface receptor protein tyrosine kinase signaling pathway; vascular endothelial growth factor signaling pathway; regulation of MAPK cascade. Gene Ontology annotation, molecular function: protein tyrosine kinase activity; transferase activity; transmembrane receptor protein tyrosine kinase activity. The transcript is spliced from 30 exons.